This is a messenger RNA of Eurytemora carolleeae, 916 nucleotides long. RefSeq names its product non-histone chromosomal protein 6. Gene Ontology annotation, molecular function: DNA binding, bending. Bases 479 to 856 code for a protein of 125 amino acids. NCBI's taxonomy places the organism in Eukaryota, Metazoa, Arthropoda, Copepoda, Calanoida, Temoridae. The transcript is spliced from 3 exons. The record is from RefSeq and is a predicted model, not a curated record.
GCGUCUAUGGUCGUCGGUGUACCCAGUCGUCAUUCUUAUUUUUCUAAAAUCGGAUUUCAAGCCGAACGUGAAUAAUCAUUGCCAUAUCAUAUGAUUUGGUUAAGUGAACAGUUUAAAUAUCCUUCAAGUUUUGUUCUUUUAUAUUUAUUAUUUUGUGACAUUUUUGUAAUAAUCUUAUAAUGGCGAUAUUAAAAAUUGACGACAUAAAAAAUGGAUGGACGACCUUUGCGUUCAAAAUCUUUCAAUUGUCCGGCAACUUUUCUUGUCUCGACACUUUUCUACUUCGUAAAUAAACAAAUUUCUGACGAAGAGUUCUGUAGAAUGGAGAUGAAUUCCCCCCACCCUUGGUCUGCUCAACGUUGGUUCCUCGAAAUAAUUCAUCGCGAAUUGAUCAAAGGCUGGCCGAAGGCACCCGAAGAUGUCCUCUGGGCCAUGUGCUCUGAGGUUGGUCUCAAAAAGUGGAAGAAAAUAAGCGCUGAUGAUAAAGAGGUUUAUUCAGUGUGAAGAUCUGGAUAAAAAGAAGGAAUCAGAAAAGAAACCAACUCCAAAGAAAGGAAAGAAAGAGAAACGGGAUCCUAAUAAACCAAAGCAAGGCAUGACAGCAUUCUUUCUCUUUAUGAACAAAAAGAGAGAGAGAUGCAUGGCGGCUAAUCCAGAUUUUUCAGUGACUGAAGUCGCUAAGGUGUUGUCUCGGCAGUGGAAGGAGAUGAGCGAGGAAAUGAAGGCACCCUACAUGCUCCAACAGGAGAAGGAUAAGAUAAGGUUCGCCAAGGAGAUGGAAAGCUACAAACAGCAGGAGAAGGAAAAGAUUAGGCUCACCAAGAUGAUGGACGCGGCGCCACAAGCAGAGUUGUGAUGAAUCAUGAGAUCUGAAUUUAUCGGCAACAAUUUUUUAAACAAUAUUACAUGAAAAAAA